Molecule: messenger RNA, 630 nt
Organism: Sciurus carolinensis (gray squirrel)
Lineage: Eukaryota; Metazoa; Chordata; Mammalia; Rodentia; Sciuridae
Exons: 4
Coding region: 1-630 (209 amino acids)
Source: RefSeq, a predicted model, not a curated record
AUGGUGAUCACAUGCGGGAGCCCCAUGCGCAAGCACCAGCCCCGGCUCGACCUAACUUCGGCCUGUGCCGAAGAGGAAAUGAGCAACACCCCAGAUUGGAAGCUGCCAACGCCCCUGGGACCUGUCCAUCCACCAUCAGCCUCCUCCGGCCUGAGCACCACCAAAGCUCCGGGACGGAGCUGGGAACUGUCUCCCCCGACAGCAAAGAGCUUCCCCGUGCAUGAGGCACAGGUGGUCCACUGGCCCCAGCAGGGCCCUUUCUGGCAGUUCAUGGACAUGAAGGUGGAGAAGAGACUAGCCGGGCGCAAGGAGCGCCGCAGCCGCUUUGGAGAGGUGAAUGUCCACAGGCACUACCCGUCUGGGCAGGUCUUCUCUCCCUUCCAGGCCCUCGCCACCAUGGAGAUGCGAAGGCUGGUGUUUCCCGGAGACACACCCAUGAGCUCUGAGAUGCAGAGAGUGGCUGCUUUGUCCCUCAACGACAUCAACCUCCAGGAUUUACCCCCGUCUUCCACAGAACUGGGCUUGGGAAAGGAUGACAACCCCCACGACAGAGAGAAACCAGUGAGCCACAUGAAAACACUUCUAUUUCCCCCGAUAGUUAAAACAGCAAAAUAUAACGACACCAAAUAA